Molecule: messenger RNA, 324 nt
Organism: Stegastes partitus (bicolor damselfish)
Lineage: Eukaryota; Metazoa; Chordata; Actinopteri; Pomacentridae
Product: cocaine- and amphetamine-regulated transcript protein-like
Exons: 3
Coding region: 1-324 (107 amino acids)
Biological process (GO): positive regulation of MAPK cascade; cellular response to starvation; adult feeding behavior
Molecular function (GO): neuropeptide hormone activity
Source: RefSeq, a predicted model, not a curated record
AUGGUCAGCGCACGGACUCUCCUCCUCGCCGUCACCUGCUGCUGCGCGUCCCUGUGGCUCGUUCGCGCAGAGGACUCCUCACUGGAGACGCGCUCGUUGGAUUUCCCCCUAAAAAAUCAGCAAGAGAAAGACCUGAUUGACGCGCUGCAAGAAGUUCUGGAGAAGCUGAGGAGCAAAGAGAUGCCCUUAGAGAAAAAGCUGGGCUGGCUGCCUUCGUGUGACGCAGGGGAACCGUGCGCCGUGCGUAAAGGUGCGCGUAUCGGCACCCUGUGCAGCUGUCCUCGAGGGACUUCCUGUAACUUCUAUGUUCUCAAAUGUUUGUAA